This is a messenger RNA of Aspergillus viridinutans, 2007 nucleotides long. Its product is annotated as RAD51 family DNA repair protein. The transcript is spliced from 8 exons. NCBI's taxonomy places the organism in Eukaryota, Fungi, Ascomycota, Eurotiomycetes, Eurotiales, Aspergillaceae. Gene Ontology annotation, molecular function: ATP-dependent DNA damage sensor activity; DNA strand exchange activity; ATP hydrolysis activity. The record is from RefSeq and is a predicted model, not a curated record. Bases 1 to 2007 code for a protein of 668 amino acids. Gene Ontology annotation, biological process: chromosome organization involved in meiotic cell cycle; reciprocal meiotic recombination; DNA recombinase assembly. Gene Ontology annotation, cellular component: condensed nuclear chromosome.
AUGCGGUUCUGGGUGGAUUGGGCUCUUUGGCAAAAGCUGAGCAUGGUUCUUGCAGUUCUCCUAGCGAUCGUCCUCAUCUACGCGUUCUGCGUCCUUGCUUAUAACCGACGGAUGACCAGAAAACAUGCCGCCGCUGAAGCAUAUCAGAGAAUAGAGCGGGGCACCGAGCUACGUCCGGUAUCAACUGGAGGGAGCGACAUACCAUUUGGGGCCCGAGCGCUAGAGAAGGGUGUCCAGGUAGAUGGUAUUUGGAUAUCUACCAGCAACACAUCAAGUCCAGCGCAGCUUGCAACCCCAAACGCAAGCAGGCCGACAACGCCAGUCGUAAAGCAAACACAUAAAACCUCGGCUGCUGACACCGCAAGCGAUGUGCAAUCCCGCUGGCACACGGAACAGUCUGUUCUCAACGCAGCUGGUCGUGACUCUCGACGAACUGUGGCGCCCUCCAAACAGGAGGUCUCGGAUAGGAGCAAGUCCAACAGCGGUGAUUCCGACAGACUUCCUGAAAAUCAGCUCAUCCAUUCAGAUAUUGUUACGCCUCAGGAGUCCCAGAGCUCGGUCGGAUCAGAUAGACGAUCAUCACGAGGAUUCUUCGGCCCACAUAGCUCAUGGCUAACAAAGUCACCCGAAAAGACCAAGCGGAAGUCGGUUGCUGACGCUCUAGGACACCGUCGAGGGCAAUCAUCGGAAGAUUUCAGGCGCAGGAUCAGCAGGCUGAUCGAGGAAAAUAUCCAAACUCGUCCGAAAGAGGAAUUCCAGCUGAAGCCUCUACCGCGCGAUGGCAUGCAUCGACACAAUGCCUUUGAGUCUCUGGUUUUCAAGCUGAUUACUCCGUGGACUAACGCAGAAACCUACGGAUUGACUGAAAAACGCGUCCAUUCGCGACAAGACCACUUAUUUGUCGGGUUUGUGGAAGUACCAAAUCGCCCACACUACUUGAUUACUUUCCCCGACAACAUUAUGGCGGCCGAUAUGGAGACUCAGAAUGAGUAUGACGAGAGCGGAUUGCCAGGCCCAGGCGCACCCACUCCGCUGUCAGCUCUGGAGGGAGUUGCAGGUUUGACCAGUAGAGACAUCAAGCUCUUCGUUGAUGCGGGCUAUCACACAGUCGAGUCAAUCGCAUAUACCCCGAAGCGAUUACUGGAACAGAUCAAGGGAAUCUCAGAGCAGAAGGCGACCAAAAUCUUAGUCGAGGCCAACAAACUCGUGCCAAUGGGCUUCACAACCGCCACAGAGAUGCACCUCCGACGAAGCGAGCUUAUAUCGAUCACGACAGGAUCCAAGCAACUAGAUACAUUAUUGGGAGGAGGCAUCGAAACGGGGUCGAUCACCGAGAUAUUCGGGGAGUUCAGGACAGGAAAGAGUCAAAUAUGCCAUACGCUUGCCGUCACCUGUCAACUGCCGUUUGAUAUGGGUGGAGGCGAGGGCAAGUGCCUCUAUAUUGAUACCGAGGGAACUUUCCGUCCGGUGCGUCUAUUAGCGGUGGCCCAGCGUUAUGGGCUGGUAGGAGAAGAGGUGCUGGACAACGUCGCCUAUGCUCGAGCCUACAAUUCGGAUCAUCAGCUCCAACUACUCAACCAGGCAUCUCAAAUGAUGUGUGAGACGCGUUUCUCACUUCUUAUUGUUGACUCCGCCACCUCGUUGUACCGGACGGAUUUUAACGGUCGUGGUGAGCUCUCGUCCCGACAGACGCAUCUCGCCAAGUUCAUGCGGACAUUGCAGCGGCUGGCGGAUGAAUUUGGAAUCGCCGUCGUCAUUACAAACCAAGUAGUUGCUCAAGUUGAUGGUGGUCCAAGUUCGAUGUUCAAUCCCGACCCGAAGAAGCCCAUUGGUGGCAACAUCAUUGCGCAUGCCAGUACGACCAGAUUGAGCUUGAAGAAGGGUAGGGGUGAGACCCGAGUUUGCAAGAUCUAUGACAGUCCAUGUCUACCAGAAAGUGACUGUCUCUUUGCCAUCAACGAGGAUGGAAUAGGAGAUCCAAGCCCCAAGGAUCUGGAGAAUGAUUAG